GGUUGUGUUGCUGCAGUAGUAGGUGUGCUUUCAGAAAGUCAAUGUGGGAUGACCGUCAGAAGGACACAUGUGAGAAGAGAAAUACUGUCAAUCAUGUUCGUGUUUUCCGGACGUCUCCAGUAAAUAAGACCCACAUUUCCUGCUGCUGAAUCCCUCCGCGGCCGCUUCUUAACCUUCAUGUAUGAAGCUAAUGGGAAGCUAGCAUCCCACACCGAUAGCUUAGCAGAGCAAUUGGCUAUACUAUCCAGAGAACGAGCCUCGUCCUGCUCAGACAGACUCCAGCCUCCGGGGCCUGAUGAGCACAGGCCCGUUCCAGGGCCUCGUCCAGACCGCCAUGCCUCGCUUCUUCUGCUUUCUGCUCCCCAGGGUGGAUGCAGCUGAUGUGGCUGCUGGGCAGAUGCCCUCUUCCUCCUCCUCCUCUUCCUCCACUAGUCCUGCAGCCGGCUCUCUGCCAAAGAACAUCGGGAAGCCAGAAUUUCCAGACACAGGAUGGCAGCGCAUCAAGGACAUCUUUGAUCGAGAUGAGAUGCAGAGACCCUCAGAGGAAGUAAUGACCGUGAUGAAGUGCGGCAUUCUGGGAGCUUUCACCGGCUUCCUGUACGGCGGCCUGCCAGCCGCGCGCCUCGCCAGGCAGCGGUACAUCCAGAUCAGCCAGGCGGAGAUGUAUACGAGUCGCGUGGAAGCAGUCCGCUCCGCUCACAACGCAGCGAUCCGAGGUUUCCUACGGUACGGCUGGCGAUGGAGCUGGAGAGUCUCUGUUAUCGUCACUUUGUUCAGCUCCGUCAGCACCGGCCUGGCUGUGUACAGGAACAAAGACGCUGUCAGUAAUUACGUUGCAGCUGGAGCUGUCACGGUCGGCCUCUUCAGGCUGAACCUGGGCCUGAGAGGCCUGGUGGCUGGGAGCGUCAUCGGAGCGGCGCUGGGGAUUCCUGUGGGCGCCAUGGUCAUCGGCCUGCAGUCUCUGACAGGAGAAACCUUUAGAGAGCGGAGGCGGCGAGAACGACGAGAGCUUUACGAACUCAAACUCGCAGAAUGGUCGGCCCGUCUGCAGCUGACCGAUGAGCUGAUCGAUAGUUUGAACGUCAGCGUUCAGCCAGAAGAAACCAAUAAGGACCUGGAGAAGAUCGAGGAGCUGCUCAGUUUACCGCGCAACGAUGACAAAAACUCAAGCAGCCAAUCACAGUAGUCGAAUCACUUCCUGGAAGUUUCCACUCUAAAUGUCGGACAUGUUCUCAGUGAAGGGGUCAAAGGUUGCCUGGACUCUGGAUUUGAAGAAUCACCAUGGAAAACUCGCUGUCCAGUGUAAAAACAAAAAGAACAUUAUGGUUUAAAAAUCCUUUACAUCCACUGCUGUAAUUAAUCAUAGGAACUAAGAAACGUCCAACAAAAUUCAAAAGUAAAUGAAUAUAUUUACUUUUCCAUCUUAAUAAAUUAUUUUUAAUACUG
Molecule: messenger RNA, 1446 nt
Organism: Poecilia latipinna (sailfin molly)
Lineage: Eukaryota; Metazoa; Chordata; Actinopteri; Cyprinodontiformes; Poeciliidae
Gene: timmdc1
Product: translocase of inner mitochondrial membrane domain containing 1
Exons: 8
Coding region: 296-1186 (296 amino acids)
Biological process (GO): mitochondrial respiratory chain complex I assembly
Cellular component (GO): mitochondrion
Source: RefSeq, a predicted model, not a curated record